Ostertagia ostertagi is the source of this 768-nucleotide messenger RNA. The record is from the annotation of a GenBank genome assembly. Lineage: Eukaryota; Metazoa; Nematoda; Chromadorea; Rhabditida; Trichostrongylidae.
CCGUUCUGCUCACCGAUCGUACCACAUAUACCGAUUCGACAACGACUAGCCACUAGGCGAUGCACAAGCGUGGACGUUGGUGAUGAACCACCAAUGGGCAUUCCGUACGCCACGUCGAUCUACGGCGGUCAGCGAAGACGACGUAUGAGCCUGCUGCAGACAUUGCGACAAACAAAAUCGUCAACUAAACGACAGUGGCCUGGAGAUUCACCGUCCACGGACCGACAAUACAAGUUCGCCGCCGAACAGAUCAUCACCGCCUCCUCCAUCGCCUUCGAAGAAGGGAUUCGCCGGUUAUUCGGAAAGCGUGCAAAACGUGGAACCAUGGAGAGGACAUCGUUCAACCAAUGCGAUGAGCACUCUCAGUCAUGCGAUGUCAUCGGUUUUCGAUCUCGGAAAUCGCCGUCGACGACGAACGAUAGCGGUCGCGGCAGUCAAUCUCACCUCGAUCAUGAUCGAAUAAUUGGCGAGACGGUGGCUAUCAUUGAACGGCCCAAUGAUGAAAGCGAAGAGACUGUACGACCGUACAGACGAAUUCGAACCAGUUCUUGCCCGGAUCUGUCCUCAUUGCGUAUCAGCCCAACAUCUCGAGCGCCAAUCGUGGACUCCGAGUCCGAAGAGGAUCCUGUUGAGCGCAACUCAAGCCCCAUAACUGCCGCUGAUUGUCUCAUCGAACGCCGUCUGCUUCGCCGAGCGAUGGAAGUGGCGACAUCUGGACGUAGUGAUUCCCAUCAUCAACGACCUCAACGUGCCCAGCUAGCAAUGUGA